Molecule: messenger RNA, 1348 nt
Organism: Dermacentor silvarum
Lineage: Eukaryota; Metazoa; Arthropoda; Arachnida; Ixodida; Ixodidae
Product: collagen alpha-2(I) chain-like
Exons: 3
Coding region: 95-1348 (417 amino acids)
Biological process (GO): nucleosome assembly
Cellular component (GO): nucleosome
Molecular function (GO): structural constituent of chromatin; DNA binding
Source: RefSeq, a predicted model, not a curated record
GGAGCGCCUCGUCCAGCCGGUCCCGGAGCCCCAGCUCCCGCGCCGGAAGCAGGAGCCGUUGGACCCGCCGCUUGGGUGACGGUGAGGAGCAAACAUGACCGAAGAGAGCGCUGAAGAGGAGGAGGAGGAGGACGACGAUGCCAAGAAGAAGAAGAAGAAAAAGAAGAAGAGCAAGUCCAAGAAGAAGAAGAAGAGCAAAUCUAAAAAGAAAAAGAGCAAGUCCAAAAAGAAAAAGGGGAGCAAGUCCAAAAAGAAAAAAGGAAGCAACAAGUCCAAGAAGAAGAAAGGAAGCAAGUCCAAGAAGAAGAAAGGAAGCAAGUCCAAGAAGAAGAAAGGGAGUAAGUCUAAAAAGAAAAAGGGCAAGUCCAAGAAGGGAAAGAAGGGUGGUGAUGCAGAUGCAACCACAUCACCCACAUCACCCACUAAGAGCAAGAGCCCGAGCCCAACGCAGAGCGGUGCGGCCACAGCAGGCGCGGCUACGCCGCGCGCCACAAGUCCCUACGGAGGAGCAGCUGCGAAAGGCGCCGCCGCUGGUGCGGCAGGCGCUGCAGCGGGAGCGUAUGGAGCAUCAAGAGGAUAUGGAGCAUCGGGAGGAUAUGGAGCAUCGGGAGCGUCCGGAGCAGCAGGAGCGUACGGAGCUGCGGGAGCGUACGGAGCUGCGGGAGCGUACGGAGCUCCCGGUGCUCCCGGACCGUACGGCGCAUACAGCCCUGGUACGUACGGCCAGCCGAUGAUGCGGACGAGCGACAUCAGCAUCUCCUCGAUCGGCGGACCCAGGCCAGCCUUGCGCCAGACGUACCGCGUGAGACGUGGUGGUGCCUCUACAAUCUCGAUACCGUCGAAGGAAGGCGGUGGCAUAGUGGUGGACGUCAAGUACCGGAGAAAGAAAAGGCCCUUCGGCUCUUUCGGGACGCCCACCGGCUCGUACUCUUCGUCGCAGAUGGCUCUAGCACCCGAAUCGGUGUUAUACGACGACAUGCGUUACAUGCCCAACGCCAUGUUCUACGGCGAUUCGUCCGACAGCUACUCGGACAUGCUGUCCAGCUGCUCUUUCGAAGACAGCUACUUUGGCGAUGGAUACUCGAGCUACCCGCCCGCCGACCUGUUAUACUCGCAGGGCGAGGGGCCCCUGGGUGGCUUGACGUUUCCACCGCAGACGCAUUUGCAAGCGCCCGGCGAUGGUCCCGGGAUACCCAUGCUUUCGCCCACAAUUCAAGUGCACCUGCAACCGCCGGCGGAGCCUAUAUCUAUGGACUUGCGGGUCUCGAGGUCCAAGGAGCGACUGCUUGGUCUGGGACAGCAGCAGAUAUCGCAGCCCCCGAUAUACAGCAGCUACAGAUGCACCUGA